CCUUUUUGAGGCGGGAGCAUGACACGAUGGAGAGAAGUAUGGCUGGAGAUGGGGAGGGAUGAACAGCGGUGCCGAAGUAGAGUUCCAGUAGAGAUUGGAAGAGAUGAAGAUGAGAGUCUAUGAGAGUACCGAAAGGACUCAGUCAAGACCCAGUGUUAGACUGAGUGUUAGACUUGUGAGCGGCGUCGGGGAGUGACCGGAUAUAGGGAAGCGACUGCCGCCUGUUGAGCAGGUCAGACUGAGCUUGGAAUUGAGCAGCGACUUUGGCUCGCUUUUGGCUCGCUUCUCUCUGCCAGUGCUUCUCCUCCGCCUUCCUUUUCUCGAGCCUCCCUCCCGUGCUCUUUCCUCUCGACUCUGACCGACGCUCUCUGCCUCCUCCUCUCCGCCGUCUGUCAACUACACUCCAGAGUACUCAACGACCAGUCUUCCAAGUAGUACUUGUCUAACUUAAUUCCCUCAUACUACUCGAAUGCGUCUUGCCUUAUCCGCCUUCUCUCGCUAACCUAUCCUCCUCUGACCACCUGGGCGAUGCGACUCAACGACGUAUCAUGCACCCAACCCAUGUCCAGCAAGGCCAUAAUCCUUCGUAUCAUACAAACCACGUCCCAAACGGCCAUCAUCACCAUAACGGCCAGCCUCAACCUAAUGGCAACGCACACCACCCCCCGUCCCACAAGAGCUCCUCGCACGCCCCGAAAGAGCCUAUCCGUGUCCUUGGCAUCCCUUCCGUUACCGUCGAGAACGACGAGCUCAUCGUCGGGGACUCCCAGAGCAGCUCGACCCGUACGUACACACCUCUCAAGGUCGUCGGUGAUGGCUCCUUCGGUACCGUCUGGCUAUGCGAUUGGCAUGGGACGCUACCGCCCAAUACACCGAUGUCCGCCAUGCAAUGUAGUGCUGGCGCGAGACCGGAAUAUGCGAAUAAGAGGCUGGUCGCGGUGAAGCGCAUGAAAAAGCGGUGGGAGGGUGGAUGGGAUGAGUGCAAGCGUCUCAAAGAGCUUGAGUCCCUGCGUGCAAUACCUAAUCAUCCUAAUAUCAUACCCCUGUACGACUUCUUCCUUCUCCCAACCACGAAGGAGUUGUAUUUUGUUUUCGAGUCUAUGGAGGGCAAUCUAUAUCAGCUCAUCAAGACUCGCAAGGGAAAGCCACUAGCUGGCGGUCUUGUCUCUUCGAUCUUCAACCAGGUCGUAUCGGGUCUACAUCACAUUCAUUCAUGCGGGUAUUUUCACCGCGAUAUGAAGCCAGAAAACCUGCUAGUGACCACAACUGGGUUGUACGACUAUCGGACACUUGCUCCUAAUGCACCACCGGACGCGCCACCAGAACCUGAUGUCGUCGUGAUCGUCAAGCUGGCAGACUUUGGACUUGCUAGAGAGACAAGAAGUAGACCACCAUACACGGAAUAUGUGUCGACGCGAUGGUACAGGGCGCCUGAAGUCCUGUUGAAAAGCAGGGAUUACUCCAGUCCCGUUGAUAUCGGUGAGGUUGACCAAGUUGCCAGGAUAUGCGAUCUAUUAGGGGACCCUUGUGAGGACUAUGGUGUAGAUGCACGAGGAAAGUCGAUAGGUGGAGGCAGGUGGCCGAGAGGCGUCAAAAUGGCUAGGGAUGUUGGCUUCAACUGGCCCAAGAGUCAGCCCAAGAAUAUUUAUUCGCUUUUUGACCGUUCCGUCCCAGUCAAACUGAUUGAAUGCAUAGCAGACCUUUUGAAGUACGACCCAGCGGCUCGUUUGAACAGCGCACAGUGCAUAGCACAUCCAUAUCUUACGGAGACUGUACCGCUCAACAACCCUCCUGGUCCUCCGGUUCAACCGCCUCAAACACCUGCGGGGCAGCCCGUCUUCUCGAAGUCGCAACGGAAUGGGAACGGGGCUCUCUGUGCAAUCUCACUUCCUUCCGUUGCCCCUCGCAACUUACCUCCCUCACAUUCCCAUCUUGCUCUCAAUCCGAAGCCACAUCCAACACCUUCUCCACACCUCAUCAUACCGCAUAUACCCGAUGCUGCAUCAACUCAUCGGACAUCGUUCUACGACUCUUCUUCAGAGCGCAGUCGAGCAGACUCUGAUGUAUCUCAGAGGCCGUUACCAGACUUCGGCCCUGAUGGACCAUAUAUUCCAAGGCCUACAGACGCUGCGCUUUUGGAGAGUCGGCAUGCUGUUCCCGCUCAAGUCUCAUCAGAGCGGUUCGCCAAUUUGGUAGGUCCACCACCUGGCCACGCCCACUCGCUUCGAGAUUGGGAUGCUAUGGACGUUGUCUCACCCCAUGUCGAGAUUCCGCAGGCAUCUUAUGAUACGGUACCACACACGUUGGAGAUUCAUCAGUCUCCCAUGGCUCAGGAAUACCCACAGCGCCCGCCUGUCGAGCCAGAGCCGAUUCACGACAACGCACAGGCGCAUCAUCAAGAUGUCUCUCAACCGCAAGGCAACACCAAGUUCCCUAAGCUUGCUCUUACAUUUGGCAAAAAGUCGACGAAAUGGGGCCUCGGUACUAUGUUUGGUCAUAGCGAUAAACAUUCACAACAACCGUUGCCUCCCGUCCAGGAGGUCACUGUGGCAUCUGCAGAGUCUACGCCUUCGCUACAGCGUAACAGCAGUAGUACGGAUAGCCGAUCAUUGAGCGAGUUCUCACCUGAUGUUCCUCGGCCGCAAGCACCAUCCCCGUUGGAUGAGAAGGCUAUCAAACGGGCCGCCAAACUUAGGGCUGAAGAGGCUGAGCGGCAACGAUACGCAAGAGCGAGAGAGAUGCAAAUGGAGCAGGCAAGAGCUGUUAUGCGAAAUAAGCGUCGUCUUGCGGAAGCAGCUGGAGGCAAGGAACUGUCGUGGCUCUCUUCGCAUCCUGCAGGAUGGGUACAUGGCACCAAGCCGUAUGACAUUCGACAAACUGAGAAGGGCAAGCAACCCGCUUCAGCACGAGAACCUAUGCGACCUGCGCACAGUCACGGUCCAUCCUCGCCAACAUUAGUGGGCAGCAGUGUUUCGGCCAACGCGAAUCCCUCUCAUCGGUCAGACUGGCGGGAAGACAAUGAACGUGUGCCAAAGGCACGGCGGCGAGAGUUUGACGACGACCAUUCCAUGUCGUCCUCUGAUAUCCCGAGCGGAUUAUCUGUUAUAUCCUUUGCAACUGUGGAUAGUGAUCCAGGGCCUACUCGACAUCGACAUAGACCGAGUGCUUAUGGCAUGAGCAGGAUGACGUCCAUGUCUUCGCUGCGACCGUCAUCUAUAGACGAUUACCCUCAGACCGCCCGAUCAUCAACGUCCCUCUCGAUUGAACAGCAGCUUGUUCGGGACUUCCACCUCCGUGCUUCUGUGGACUCGUCGUCGGUAUCAGACGGAGGGUCACCGCAGCCACCUCCAAUGCAUAUGCUCUCGUUGUCAUCACCAAUACCGUGGCAACAUUCAGAGAGUACUUCGACUGUGGAUAAUCGCAGUGCUGGGUCAAGUCGACAGACACUUCAUUCUCCUAUUUAUUCCCCUCCACCACAGCAACAGCAGCUUGGGUUUAAGCAGGGUCAACUUAGUCCGUAUGAUACUGGGGGCAUGUAUGGACAUCCGCCAAGUCCGGGUAUGGCACCGAAGUCGGCGAUUAACCCUAUCUUCAAAGUGCCUUCGGUUGAUAAACCAGCCCAACUGUCACUGCUACCACCAUUCUCACAACUGGAAGCUGUUGCAGAUGGGGAGUAUCCUCCACUGUCGCCAAUGUCGUUCACGAUCCCAGAAGAAGCGUCAGAGGAUAGCUAGCAUUGGCUUACCCCUCUUGUCACAUCUUUUCUUGUCGUAUUGUCUUGCCGUCUAUUUCUCUCUCCAACCCAUUGUGCAUCAUCUCACAUUCAUUCUAUUAUUUAAUCCAAGUCCCUCCAUCACCUACAAGCAAGCACACAAUUUGCUCACCACUCGCUCACCACCCACGUACCUUUUCCUUUUUCUCGUUGCUUCCAUCUUAUAUAAACCACUCCGAUCCGAAUUUGGGCUCCGGGCUUUGUUUGCUCUUGUAAACCAACCCCACCGACACUCCCUUGUUCUAUAUCGUCUCUUUCCUCCUCCACCCCGCCUGUUGUCCCAUACGUAUACUCCUGCUGCACGCUUUGCAUCGUCCUGCAUCAUUCGCAUUCAAUAUUCAAUAUCACCCCAACCAACCUCCGUCACACCUUUACUAUCCACCUUUUCUCUUCGGCAUUUCGGAUUUUUGUUCUCCUAUAUGCACAUGCAUCCAGCCCUUUUUCUGCCUUCGAUGUUCAUUUUGGGAGAAGAGCUCGACGCUUUUUGGGCACCCCUCUUCUGGGUUACUUCUUUCCGUGUUCUCCUUCGUCGUCUCUUUUUUUUCGUUCUAGCUUCGAUAUCCCCCCGAACUGUCGUUAACGUACUAUACUUCCAAUGGUGGUCGCUACUAUUGCCUAUUUGCCUCCCCCCCUUUUUUUUCCUCUUUUUUCUUACAUCCGUGUUGUCAUAUCCCACCCUCUGUCGUUCGUCUUCAUUUUUCCCGGAGCGAGGCUUGCGCAAAAUUUAUCGUAGACUAAUGUACUUGUACAACUCUCACUCUCAUCAUCAAACAUUUUUUUUUCCAACUCUCAAAUGUAGGAAAAGCAAAUGCAAAAUCGGGUCUACGAG
Molecule: messenger RNA, 4601 nt
Organism: Somion occarium
Lineage: Eukaryota; Fungi; Basidiomycota; Agaricomycetes; Polyporales; Cerrenaceae
Source: the annotation of a GenBank genome assembly